CAGAAAUCCUCUGCCAUUGCACUGGUGCUCUUGUCAUCCCAGCUGGUUCCUGCUGGGUGCUCAUUAGUAGAUGCUUUUUCUUAGAACUUGAGACUUCAGUUGAUUCCCCAAGAUGUUUGCAAAAGCAACAAAGAAUUUUGUGAGAGAAACCGACAGUGGGGGUGACUUGAUCCCUGUCUCCCACUUGAAUGCCUCAGACAAGCUGCAGCUUCUGAGCUUAGUUACAAAGAGGAAGAAAUUCUGGUGCUGGCAGAAGCCCAAGUAUCAUUUUUUGACAGUCACCCUGAAUGAUGUGCUUACAGAAGACAAGCCGAUAAAACCAGUCAUUGUGGAGUCUGACUUUGCAAAAUAUAUGGGAAAGUUUGAAGAUUUUGUUCAAGGACGUAUUGAAACUUCAUUUGGAAAGAUCAGCCUGGGAGCUGGAGGGAAGGGCUAUGUGGAAAACCAGUCCUCAUUUGGAAACUUGAGGAAGCAGGAGAUUGAUUUGCAGCAGCUUAUGAAAGACGUCAAGGACAGAACAAUAAAUCUAAACAGUAGUUUACUGCAACAAGUAAUAGAAAGAAAACGUGAAGUGCUGUGCAUCUUGAGAGAAAAGAUAAUAACAACUCAGAAGUGUACAAUAUCUGAACAUAUCCAGACAGAAGGAAAAAUCAGUGGUGUGAUGGGAUGCACUACAAAAACAGUAAAGGUUUCAGUGAGUGAAAAUGGAAGUAUGAUAAAGGACUCUAGUGUGAUCCUUGAAAUUCCUCCUGCAACCACUAUUGCCUACGGUGUAAUUGAACUGUUUAUAAAGCACAGUGGCCAGUUUCAAUUCUGUCUGCUUGAUGAACAGCAAGGAGGCUUUGAAAAAGAAAGCGCAGAAGGCUCAACUGAUUCCCGUUCAGCACUGUUCGGAGAUGCUUUGUUUCUCUAUCAGCCAGAUGCUGUUGAUAAUGAGAUGUACUCUGGAGCUAAAAACCUUAUUCCCAGUGAUGCUUCUUUAUGUGUAUUGGAACAAGAUCUGUCACAGCUGAAGACUCAGUUCCAGCCCUUUGUGAAGCUGCCAGAAGACAAGCGAAGAGCUUUAUAUAAAACCCUUUGUGAAUUCUUGCUCCAUGAAGAAAUGGUAGCUGCCCUGGAGGAUGUGUUAGAUGAUAUCUGCACAGGAGACAAGCCAGAGCUGACGGAGUUAAAACCUGCGCAACAACGAGACCUCCUUGACUUCUUGCAGCUCUUAGGGUGCAGCUUACAGAGCGAGCUGUUGUUGCAGAAAUGUCAGCCUCAGGAUGAAGAACUCUUCUUAGCUGCUCACCUCCUCAUCAGUGCUGUCUCCGAGCUGUCUGAUUACACUCUCGUCCUGCUGCGUGCCUGCUGUGAUCUUAAGGUUGUUUCGGCAUUGUGUUGUUUGCCUAAUAUCGCUUCAGCCGAUGGCACCUUGGCGCUGAGCAGUCCUUUGGUGGCUACUCUCACUGACAGAGGAAGAUUUGAUGUCGUGCAAAGGCUGUUUGCUUCAUCAAACAUUAAUCUGGAAAUGACGGAGUCUUCUGUAAAAGCUCUAACUAUGAAAGAACCUAGAUUCUUCCCACUUGUUCUUUAUGUUGCAUUGUAUGGAUUUUAUGCUUUAGGUGGGAAUGUAUAAUGUAUAGGAGCUUUGCUGAGUAUCCAGUUACUGCUCUGGCCUGUUCUUUCUUCUGUAGCUCUGCAGGGUAGUGUUGGUGUGUUUGAGCUAGCGGUAGAGCCACUCAGCUGAGCGCUAAGGGCAGUCCGGAUGGGGUUACGGAGGCGAGGGUGGGCUCUGCGUGCCCGGGGUGAGCGCUCUGCGCUGCCCUCAGGUGUGUGGCUGCUCUGCCUUUUCACUGAGGUGCGUCGGCAGUGGAAAAUACAUAAAUAAGGGAUGAAGGGGAGGAAGGAAAAAAGACAAGUCUGGACCAGAAAUUGAACACAGCAGUAGAAGCCUGAUUGCUUGCAUUAAUAUGCAUGGGAGAAAACUGCGAAGUACAAACUGCUUUUUGUAAGCAGGCAAACAAGCGGGCUGUGGAAAAGCAGGGUUCUGCAAGGCAGUAAGUGUUUUGCUCGUUUAAGACCUGAUGUGCAGAAUGCCUUCACUCUGGAGCAAGUGGAAUGGAGGGCCCUCAAAGAGGUACUUGAUUAGGUUUUCAUUUAUUAAGUGUGGUUUGGCUUUACGGAUGUGAACUGCACACUGCAGGAAAUAAAACCCUCUUUUUUCAACAACUCAGACCACCCUAGGGAUUUAUGCCUCUGGACAGCGUGUCUGUGUUCUAAUAAGUUCCUACCCUAGCAAGUUUCAGCCGCUUAAAUUGCAUUCUGAACUCUCCUCUUUGAGGUACAGUGACGCCUUUUGGCGUGUGCACGUGAACUGUCCCUGCUGCACGCCACAAAAAUGAUCAUUUUACCCAUAUGACACUGUAAGCGCAGGUAUUUUGCUUGUUUCUUUGACUACCAGCAAAGCGUGAGUAAAGCACUUUGUGCUUUGAACUCUUUUGCUUUUUUUUUCAUUGUAAUUUUUUGUAAUUAUGUGGAUGGGACAGAAAUGCAGCAGAGAUGACUGUAAAUAUGGGCUUGGGAAGAUGAUGUUCCAGGUAAGUGGAAUAUCGGUGCUUUCAGAUGAGAUCGUGAGACGGCUGACCGACAGACAAGCAGGUCUGUGUGCCUGUGUCGGGGGGCGGUGGGUAACCAGGCCCCACAGCCUCGCCAGUGCGGAGGAGUCCUGGGUUCAGUUUUCUGCUACGUUUGCUCCCACGCGGUCUUGAGCAGGUUGUGGAGGUCGUCAAAAACCUGCAUCGGUUAAGCUUUCCCUGCGGAGGUGGACUUUGCAGAAAAGCACCGUGGUACCUUUCCAUGCCCGGAGAGCGCAGGAUGGCGUCGCACGCUGAGCUCCUGGCGUUUCUGUGUCUCAGCUGUUAAAUGAAGCUGAUGGUGUUGCUCGACCCCUGCACUCUGGUGUGUACGGAACCGUCCUUCCGGCGGGUGGAAGCGCGUUGCCCUGCUUCUGGGAGUGAUGCGUGUUUGUAAAUGGGAAAGUCGUCUUUUGCCAAUAACUACUCAAAAGUUGCCACUGUAACUAAUUUAUCAAAACUUUCUAUUAAAUGUUAUGUCAGCUCAAUAGAAUAACUUAUAACCUCA
This is a messenger RNA of Phalacrocorax carbo (great cormorant), 3123 nucleotides long. NCBI's taxonomy places the organism in Eukaryota, Metazoa, Chordata, Aves, Suliformes, Phalacrocoracidae. The record is from RefSeq and is a predicted model, not a curated record.